Asterias rubens (European starfish) is the source of this 2283-nucleotide messenger RNA. Its product is annotated as actin-histidine N-methyltransferase-like. Bases 219 to 2135 code for a protein of 638 amino acids. Lineage: Eukaryota; Metazoa; Echinodermata; Asteroidea; Forcipulatida; Asteriidae. The record is from RefSeq and is a predicted model, not a curated record. Gene Ontology annotation, molecular function: protein binding; protein-L-histidine N-tele-methyltransferase activity; histone H3K36 methyltransferase activity. Gene Ontology annotation, biological process: peptidyl-lysine monomethylation; peptidyl-lysine trimethylation; positive regulation of transcription by RNA polymerase II. The transcript has 14 exons.
UCAAACCACCUUGCAUUUAAUCAUCUCGAGUUCACGGGCGGAGGAGGAACCGGAAGACAGUUUGGUUGUGGCCGGUGCAGGAGAACAUUUUGGAAAAGAAUGAGACAAGGUUUCUAAAUUGUAGUUGAUUGUGACUGCUCACGUCGUGCCGUGUGGUAGCUCAGAUUCGGUGCUGAAAUUGCUCUGGAAGUUUACAACAAGGGAACUGAGAUCUCAAGAUGGGAAGGAAGAGUAAGAGAAAACACAACUUGGAUCCAGAAGAUGUUGCCAAAGCUGAUAAGAAAGAAAUCACAUCACUGUGCUCUCAGCUUCUUGAAAUUGCUGCCAGGCCUUCGCCCAUGGCCCCAGCCAAGCAGUGGGAAGAAUAUCUGCAAAUUAACAGCCUUGUGGAAAAGAUACGCAAGAAGCAACAUGAUACUUCUUUUGAGGGUCACAAUCGAGAGGAACAUAUCGAGGACUUCAUGACAUGGUGUCAGGGUUUGGGCAUAUCAUGUGACUCAGUCAGCAUUGAGGCUUUUGAUGGAGCUGAACUCGGACUAAAAGCAACCAAGGAAAUUAAAGAACAAGAUCCGUUUCUUACCGUUCCCAGGAAAGCCAUACUGACCGAGGACUCUGCACUCAGCUCCCCACUAGGCCCUCUUAUACAGAAGGAUCGUGUACUGCAAGGGAUGGCCCAUGUGGCCCUAGCUCUGUAUCUACUCAUGGAACGCCAGUCCGAGCAGUCCUUCUGGAAACCUUACAUAGACAUUUUGCCGACGUCGUACCACGUUCCUCUGUAUUUCUCUCCGGAUGAAUUACAGCAACUGCAAGGAUCUCCCACAUACACCGACGCUCUUAAGCAACACAAAAACAUCACCAGACAGUUUGCUUACUUCUACAAAGUCUUCCAGACCAAUGUCGAUGCAGCCAAGCUACCGUUCAAAGACUCCUUCACUUAUGAUGGAUACAGAUGGGCAGUGUCGACCGUCAUGUCGAGACAGAAUCAAAUUCCAUCACAUAACGGCUCACAUCUGGUGACUUCUCUGAUUCCACUGUGGGACAUGUGCAAUCAUACUAACGGAGUGAUCACCACCAGUUUCAACCUACAGCGCGAGAGCUGCGAGGGGUUGGCACUUCACGAUCUAUCAGUCGGAGAGCAGGUUUGCAUCUUCUACGGUCUGCGUUCCAACGCUCACCUGUUGCUGUACAGCGGGUUUGUGUACCCAGAGAGCGCGUGUGACAGCGUGAACAUCCAGCUGGGAGUCAGUAAGAAUGACCGUCUGUACGCGAUGAAGAGCCAACUGCUGGCCAUGAUGGGAUCCAAUGAGUCGUCUAUUAACCUACCAGUAGAGGGCGGUGAUAACCCAAUCAGUCCCGAGCUUAUUGCAUUCCUCAGGGUCUUCUCUAUGGAUGAAGAGGAGUUGUUGAUUCGUAUGUUUGAUAAGAACAAGACGGAGUCGUUAGGUCGUCUGGUACGCCCAAACUGCUUGAUCAGUAAAGCUAACGAGCUGCGAGUCUGGUCCUUCCUUGAAACGAGACUAGUCUUACUACUCAGACAAUACAAGACCACAAUAGAGGAGGACAUGGAGCAACUCUCCAAGAAAGACGCUACACCAAACUCUGCCCUCUGCAUACAGCUCCGGCUGUCAGAGAAACGCAUCCUCAACAAUGCCAUCUCAUACAUUAAGACACGCCGAAGAAUCUUAGAGGAGCUGGCCGACGAUGCCAUCGUCUAUCAGGAGGAGAUGGAGGCAGACGAUGCGGGGAAACCCGCAGACGUCGGCGAUGCAAAGGACGAGGAAGAUGAGGAUGAGACAUCUGGCGGGGUCAACAAGAUGACAGACAGCCAAUCGGAUGAUAGCGUAUCCUUCAAUCGGAAUUCGCUCUCCUCGUUACAGAGUGACUACAGUGAGGACUCCAUCUCGGAGGAUUCGACGAGCAGGACAAAGAAAUCCUUGGAAAAUGGAAACCUUACUAAUGGGGGACAUCACGGUCAGAUCAACGGCUCUGUCUCUGUGGACAGUCUCAACAACUCACUGAAUGGAAUCAAUCUGAACAGCGGAGGUAAACUAGAUGGGAAGGCUGAUAACCAGACUACCACACUCACUAAUGGUCAUGAGACUGCCAAUGGCUGCAUUGAGAAUGGUGCAGAAUAAAACUCUGUCAUCUUACAAGGUUUUUUGGCUGUAAACUUUUUCUUUCUUGACUUUGGGAAUAGAAACAUUUCUUCAAGGAUUUGGGUACUAUUUGUAACACAAAACAUAAUGCCCACAGAUUUACACUAGACUUACUCAGUUUGAAGAU